This is a messenger RNA of Funneliformis geosporum, 1190 nucleotides long. Lineage: Eukaryota; Fungi; Glomeromycota; Glomeromycetes; Glomerales; Glomeraceae. The record is from the annotation of a GenBank genome assembly.
GUUUAGAUCUUGCUAAUCUUCCUGAAAAGUAUAAAGAGCAAGAUUCAACACCGACAACUAAUCUUUCAAAUAAUUGGGAUCUUACAAAAGCAUCUAUUAAUUCACCUAUUAGUCCUUCAGGUUCAACAAUGGAUGUUGAUACUCUUAAUGUUGGUAAAAUUGUUGAAAUCGUGUCUUCAAAGAAAUAUUUUGAUGAUAAUGACGAGCAAAUAGAUAUAUCGCAAGUUCCAAAUAAUCAUUUACCUACUAGUCCUUCACUUACUAGUACUUCAGGCUCAAUGGAUAUUGAUACUCUUAAUGUUGAUUUAGCACCAACAACUAAUAUUGGUGAGAUUUUGUCUUCUGAGAAUGAAGAUGAAGAGCGAAUAGAUGCAAAGUCAAGAAAUUAUAUUGAUAAACCCGUCGAAAUUGUGUCUUCAGAGGACGAUGAAAAUGACGACGAUGUAACACCUGUCGAAAUUUUGUCCUCGAAGAGAAAAUAUGAUGACAAUAACGAUGAGCAAAUAGAUACAACAUCUUCGACGUUAGAGAAUGUAGAGAAUGAAGAUGAUGACGAUGAGCAAAUUGAUACAACAUCAAAAACAAAUAACCGUGAUCUUGCGCAAAGUGAAAUUGGUGACGCUAUCAAUCAUAUCAUCACAGAAUUUCUGGUCGAGCUGGGAAAUAAAUCAUUUAAGAAAGAAAUUCAACACUUUAAUAAAGAGAUCGAAUUACAUUUGCUUGAGCAGUCUGAUCUUGUUGAUGAACAAAUAAAUUUGCAAUCAUCUUUAAGGAAAUCCAAAUUGCGAAUGAAUCAUAUAAGAAAAGAAUUAUUAGAUGUUCAGCGUGAACGUGAUAGAGUUUGUAAAGAAUUGGCUAAUGAAAGAAGAACAUUCGCAAAGGAAGAACAAGACAGGAAGAAACUCGAACAAGCGCAUAACUUCCUAACGGAUCUUGAAACAUUACGUGAGGCUGCAGAUGCUGAAGAUAAUAUGCAAGAUGAAGAAGAAAUAUUGGAUGGCUUUAAGGGUCUGUUGGUAUCUGUUGCAUCUCGUUGUAGUGAUAUUUCACUUUCUUCAUCAUCCAAUGCUUCAGUUCAGAAAGGUUUCACAAAAGGAAAAGUUUCAUUAGAAGAGGCUUCGGGAAGUUUGGGCAUAUUAUGUCGGUUCAAUAUGUUGCUUGAAGUGUGUGAAAAAAUUAUCAGGCAAUAA